AUGUAUGACGUCGACGUCGAAUGGUUCCGCAAGCACUACAAGAGGGUCUACGACAUUGCGGAAGCCAGGAACAAAUUUGUAGCUGUUAUCAAGGAAAAGGUCUCCGACAAGGAGAAGAAAGCUCUAAUCGAGUUGGAACAAUGCAUGACUCUGGAUCUUCAAUAUGAUUGUUCCAAUCGCUACUGGUUUCUUCAGGAUCUCACAUAUUUCCAUUCCAAGAUCCAACGAGACAGCGGAUUGGGGAAUGUGCAUUAUAUGUGCAUCACGGGACCAACAACACCUCUUCCAAUUUAUACUUUUGUGUCUCAGCACGUUAUGCAAGAAAGAGUAUUGUCUAAGUGCAUUGAAGAAACUCGCCGUCUCGACAAAACUACGCAAAAAAAAGCUCUCAGAAAUGGACCGAGUGAUAAACCAUCACCUCAACUAAGAACAACUCCUUGUAAGAAUAAAGAAUGGUGCAAGUGUAACCUCAAUUACGCAUCGAUGGUCCGUCGCAAUUCCUUUGGAAAAAGAACAAAACUCUGCAUUCCGGAUGAUAUGGGCCGUCUCCAGAAUCUAGACGAGCAUAGAUUUGGAGAUGAAUACGUGUCUGUUGAAUGUUCUUCAGCCUGCAAAUGCUCUAAGAACUGCCCCAGACGCCAAUUGCAGAAAGGUGGCAAAAAAAUGCUUGUGGUUCUGUGUGAAGACGAAAGGAAUGAAUAUGAGUUGGUAGCAGGAGAACCCAUCGUAGCAGGAGAGUUGAUCGGGGAACUGGUCGGAGAACUCUUCCUCGCCCCACAGCAAGAAGAAGAUUCGAAUGGCUCUCCAGUGGCUAAACGAUCAAAGCCCGACGCUUCCAGUCCUAUGAAUCGAACCACGCAGCUGAAUUUGAAAGAUGGACCUUUCUACAAGACAUUUUCCAUCUUCAAUGCUGAAAUGGCAAUCAUUUCCCGCCAUAUCGGAAACGCAAUGAGAUUCAUCCGCCACUCCGAAUCUCCAAACUCCCUUUUCAUCGAAACUCUCAGCCGUGUGAACCACAAAGACCCAAUUAUUCCACGAAUGGGUGUAUUCGCCUCAAAGGACAUCGCCAUCGGCGAUAAGAUCACUGCAUUUUUCUAUUAG
Molecule: messenger RNA, 1101 nt
Organism: Caenorhabditis remanei
Lineage: Eukaryota; Metazoa; Nematoda; Chromadorea; Rhabditida; Rhabditidae
Exons: 4
Coding region: 1-1101 (366 amino acids)
Cellular component (GO): nucleus
Molecular function (GO): histone H3K9 methyltransferase activity; protein binding
Source: RefSeq, a predicted model, not a curated record